Messenger RNA from Spea bombifrons (plains spadefoot toad), 1791 nucleotides. RefSeq names its product EF-hand calcium binding domain 12 (gene EFCAB12). The transcript has 8 exons. The record is from RefSeq and is a predicted model, not a curated record. Lineage: Eukaryota; Metazoa; Chordata; Amphibia; Anura; Pelobatidae. Bases 1 to 1791 code for a protein of 596 amino acids.
AUGGCAGGGGAGGUUACUUUUAAAGACUUCCCAAUGUCUGAAGAGAUGAUUCUGAAGCAAUACCGCCGGCGAGAUCUGUCUCAUACUCAUGCGUUUCGGAUGGCCUGCAGUAAAUCGGGUCCUCCAAAGUCCAGAACGAGACGUAUAAUUGCCCCUCCUAUGGAAAAAGUAGAAUCUUGGGUGUCACAGCCGGGAUGGGUAAUACCAAUGGACCCUAAUAACAAUCACAAACCCGAGACUGUUAAAACAGGAAUUACCAAGACAGAGACGGGGCAGAGCUGCUCAGAUUGGAUAGCGGCCAGAAAGAAAUUCCGGCAACAGCUGGACAGCAUGGGAGAUGUUGAGGAAUUUCUAAAUGGGAAGCCAGUCCUAACUGAGUUGGAGACCCAAGUCGAGGAGAGGAUAAUACAGGAACGGUCAAAGACCCUGACAUCUCAUGGAAUGACUCCAGACACAGAAGUCCAGGAAGGGAUGUUAGAGGAAAAAUCAAGACGACCGAUGUCAGUUUCAGUCAUGACCAAAUGUGUGAAGUCACAGGUAACAGAAAGCAGCUUUAUGAAGAGUCCACAGAGCCACAUUGCCACGCCGACCCUCCAGUCUCCAAGCCCAGAUGGCCUGGGCAUCAUGGAUAAUUAUUUGCAUCAGCGCCGUCUGCGCCUCAUGGACCUGUACAACCAGACGGACAAGACGAAGAAGAAGAAUAUAUCCACCAGUGAUCUUAAAGCUGUCAGGAAAGAGGCUGGAUUACCAAUCAAUGACUGCCAAGUAGAACAUAUAGUUAUUUCACUGAGUGGCAAAACCCCAAAUUAUGUCAACUAUAAGGAACUUUCGAGAGGGAGGUCUGCAUGGAAGAAGGAGAAUAUGGAAGAACACUUAAAAAACAUAACCUCACAGCCAUUAACUUCUCACAAAGGACAGAAAUCCAUGGAUACCAAUACACAGUUUGCAAAAAUGCAGCAUGUACAAUCCAAAGUUGGUGAAGGUUCAAGGAGAGGAUCUUCACCCCAGUACAGCGAACAAAGUGAGGAAAGCAACAGAUCGCAGUUUCUACAGGUACCCCCAACUGACCUGGGAGAGAAAAGAUCCCUCAGUUACGAGGAGAUGGAAGACGUCAUCAAGCAUUACAGAGACAGAAAGCGCAGAGCGAAGAGUAGCACCCCGUGCGAGCGCUGGUCGGAUCAGAGUCGUACUAUCCGCACUUGGAAUGAUGCAGUGGACACUCACUCUCAGCCAUCCACACUGAGCGAAGAGAUGGGAGAAAAAGUGGAUGCGUUCCGGAGAAAGUGUCUGUGGCAGUACCAUGAAAUCUCAAAACUGUGUCAGAUUUACAAAGUGGCGCUGUCUGAGAAGCUUCUGGAGAGAGCAUUGUUGCACCCUGGGGACAGAUGGAUUCACGCUUCAGGACAAUCCUUACAGAUCCGACAACCUGGAACAGCGGCUUUUUCCACCAAAGACGUCCCUAAAAACCACAUUCUUGCCCUGAAGGAAUUUCUAAACAGUGGUAACACCGGCAAGGAGACUCACGGAGGAAUUCCCGCUCAUACGCCUUACCCACCAAAAGCCUAUGUAAAUAGAAUCAAAACCAGGGUGAGGGGCAAUGCGAAGACUACCAAAGAAACGCUGAACUGCUGGGUCACUUUUGAGCAGUUCCAGGGGAUGAUCUGCAAUCUGAAGAGGAAGCACACUUACUGUUUCCGGGCUACCGAAGACAACGCUUUUUGGCCUGGCCAUCUUCUGGAAAAACUUUGUCUUUAUUUACCCCAAGCUACUCAAACACAAUUGAAACCAUAG